UGCCCGCCCCUGGCGAGCCGGGCCGUUCCGCUGGGCCCAGGAAGAACGAGUCGAUAACCGAGGAAACGGUUAAGCGAGCAGCCGGCACCGGCUGAACUGGUUCACCUCUUCUGUGCAAUAGCUGGAGGAAAGUCACUAAACAAGAGCAGCAGGGUUAUGUGACUGGAGUACUAACAGGCAAAUUUUAGUACCAUCACCAGUUAAAAGGUACAGUCUGUUCUAAGCAAUGUUUGCAAAUGAAAUGGCUGAGGCAACCUGCAUAAUUGGACACAAAAGGUCCCAUGAAUGUAAUGAAGUGGAAGAACCCCAGAAAACUAAAAAGAAAAGGAAGGUAGAUGAAGACACUUGCCAAAACCAGCACCAACAUAAGGAGAAGAAAUCCCGCUUGUCAGCUGGGUUGUUUGGUGAAGAUUGUGAAAUCAGCCAUGAACAGGUAUAUGAGUUCCUAAAGUACGCAGCUUUGGGAAAACGUCACAAUGCAUCUCAACCCAGCUGGUGUCGUAUUUAUCACCGAAGACACCUGGCUAAGGUUGUGGUUAUUGUUCUUCAGGAAGUCAGCCAGCUCUAUUUCUACAGGUUCUAUUUGCAAUUCAAACAUCUCAGAAGGGCAUUUCAACAUAGAUUCAGUUUACCACCUACUUCAACUAAUUUUAUAGCUAGUGUGUGUGGAGAAGGCAUAAGUAUGAAACAUCAGAACAGCAUACAAGGUUCAGCUUCUGCCUCUAGUGGACAUAUUUCUAAGAACUCAGACCUGCAAAAAGACCCGAUCAUUGAGAAAUACGGCGAGGAAAAGCGUGGUCUGACCAGCUAUAUUCUAACCUUGGAAGAGAUGAGAAAAUACAAUUAUCCUUUAGAAGGAUCCCCUGGGUGUGAGAAUUAUGUCCACACACAAUGCGAGAGACCGAGGACAGACAGCAGCCCCCUCUUUGGGCUGGAUUGUGAAAUGUGCCUCACUGAGAAGGGGAAUGAAGUAACUCGAGUCUCACUGGUGGAUGCAGAGGGUCGGUGCAUCAUGGAUGAGCUUAUAAAACCUGAAACCCAGAUACUGAACUACCUCACCAGAUACUCAGGAAUCACAAGGAAGAUUCUUCUUCCAGUGAAAACAAAACUCCCAGAGAUUCAGGACAAACUAAAGAAAUUGCUUCCCCGUGAUGCGGUAUUAGUGGGUCAUUCUUUAAAUGCUGACCUCCACGCUUUACAAAUGAUACACCCCAGUGUUAUUGACACCUCAGUGCUUUUUGCCAGACACAAAGGUCAACGGUUCAAGCUAAAAUUCUUAGCGAAAGCUGUUUUAGGGAAGGAAAUUCAAUGUGAAAAUAAAGUUGGUCAUGAUCCAACAGAAGAUGCUGAAGCUGCAGUUGAAUUGCUUCAAUAUUUUAUUGACCAGGGACCCAGAAAGGUGGUAGAACUAAAUUUGGAGACGGUGCUGUCAGCCCCAAAUCUGAUGGAGUUGUCACAGCAAAAAUCUGCAUUACAGCUGCAACAGAAUGGAAUCCAGAAGCAGUCAAGUGAACCUCCAAGCAAACCCCAACCAUGGUGUUUUUUAGACCAUUUGAAUGCUACUGGCCAAAAAACUCUCCUCUUGAGCAGAAAGGAACUAGCCUCUUCUGGCUUGGGUCAGAACAGUCUGAGCACUUCAAAUAAACAGAUACUUAAAAGAGCUAUACAAGAAGUUCCUCUGUCCUCAUUCAGUGUCAUUCAGUUUGCUUUGAGUUCAGAGCAUGUUGCACCAAACCUUAUUGCUGAAGUAUGUGAAAAGAUGAGAAUCCAGCUAGCUGACAUGUUGACUGUCUAUGCAGGUCCAUUUGAUAAAGACUUUUGCCUGAAGUCUUUAAGGAGAGAAUUUAAAAAGUGUGGUCCUAUCCAAUCACUUACUGUGCUCACGGAAACACACCAGCCCCACAUCUGUAUCCAGUAUGAAAUAUUAGAAGCUGCUCAGCUUGCUAUGGAAAGUCUGAAUGGAACUGAUGUUGCAGGGUCCUGCAUCAAGGUUCAGAGACCCGUCACUGUGAUGAUGCUAGACUGUGACAUGCUGAUAAAAGAGCUCGAAAUGGAUAUUGAAAACGAAGGUGUGAUUUAUGUGGCAGGGCUGAAGAAAACCCUAACUGAGACAGACUUGCAAGAGAAAUUCAGUCAUUUGAAAGACCUGCAAGCUCUUUUCUGGCCUAGGGAUCUCAAAAGAGGGAAGCACAGAAAUUACUGUUUCCUGAAGUUUCAAACCUCAGAAAGUGCCCUACAGGCUCUUCAAGAUAUAAACAGGCAAGGAGCUGAAGGCAGCCAACUGCAAAGUAGAAAAGCUCUCACUCCUAGCCACCUCCACAGAUGGAUUUGUCAUAUGGCCCGUAACAAUGGGAAGCCUGUUCAGCUGGCACAUCACAUCCUACAUGUGAAAAAGGAACAACUAUCUACCUCUGAGCAAGACCUAAGGAAAAAGCUGAAGAAGUUAGACCACAGUAUCAAAAAGCUCUAUAGAAGUCUGGAGAAUAAUACACUGUGUGUCGUUCUUUUGCCAGGUGUGAACAGUGUUCAUGGAUCAUUCUCUGGCCUUGGUCUGAUGGGAAUAAAGGAAGAAAGCAAGAGUAGUGCCUGUUAGACUGCCAGGUUUUAGAAAAAAGUCUUAAGAUUUUUUUAAAUUAAUUCUAUACCCCAAGAACAAGAGGCUCUGCCGGUGUACUUUAACAUUUAAAAAUAAAAACAAUUCAAAACUGUUAGUGCAGCAACCCCUUCUUCUAUUUAACACUUCUAGCUUUGGUGCUUUUGGCUGGCUCGUAAUCAGCUCAGUGCUUAGGAAGCUCUGUGUGUGUGCAGAGACUGCUAAGACAAAACCGGUAAGCUAGGGUGGUCAAUUUUUCUAGAAGCUGAAUGGUCCUUAUCUAGAGGGGGUUUAAGUCUGUAAAGGGCUUGUAAGGAUACUUGUCAGCUGGGCUGCUUUCACUUGGCCGAUCCUUGACAGACAGACUAUGCAAAAUUAAUGUACAUCUGUCCCCCCAAGAAAGCUGCUAUGAGGUUGUAGGAACUCUACACCAGUGUUGUGGAGUCUCUGGAAAUUGGGCCUCAAUUAACAUUUCAUGUAAAUGUCUGUUAUAGAUGGUG
Molecule: messenger RNA, 3093 nt
Organism: Chelonoidis abingdonii (Abingdon island giant tortoise)
Lineage: Eukaryota; Metazoa; Chordata; Testudines; Testudinidae
Gene: REXO5
Product: RNA exonuclease 5
Cellular component (GO): nucleus
Molecular function (GO): RNA binding; exonuclease activity
Source: RefSeq, a predicted model, not a curated record